GGGAACUGCGCCUAGUUAGUGUAUAGGUUGGUUGCCGUAACAACCGGUGGCGGUUCGUUGGUUAUGGCUUCCAACUUUAAGAAGGGUAACAUGACAUCAAGUACCCAGCGAAAAAGGAUGAGUCCUAAGCCUGAGCUUACUGAAGAACAAAAACAGGAAAUCCGGGAAGCUUUUGAUCUCUUUGAUGCUGAUGGAACUGGGACCAUAGAUGUUAAGGAACUUAAGGUGGCAAUGAGGGCCCUCGGCUUUGAACCCAAGAAAGAAGAAAUCAAGAAGAUGAUAAGUGAAAUUGAUAAGGAAGGGACAGGGAAAAUGAAUUUUAGUGAUUUUUUGACUGUAAUGACUCAGAAAAUGUCUGAGAAAGAUACCAAAGAAGAAAUCCUGAAGGCUUUCAAGCUCUUUGAUGAUGAUGAAACUGGGACUAUAUCGUUCAAAAACCUGAAACGUGUGGCCAAGGAGUUGGGCGAGAACCUGACUGAUGAGGAGCUACAGGAAAUGAUUGAUGAAGCUGACCGAGAUGGAGAUGGUGAAGUCAACGAGCAGGAGUUCCUGCGCAUCAUGAAGAAGACCAGCCUGUACUGAGGUCGGCAUCUUCCACUGCGAGCACAUGCAGCAACAGUAGUGCCUGCCAUUGUGUGAGAUUUGGCUUUUGAGAACCCAAACUAUUUUUCCCUUAUUGACCUCCCUGUAUGAGUUUAGUAGUGACCUCGAAUCUAUUUUAGACUUUUUGGGGAAGUGUUCUUUGAUAUUACAGUAAAAUGACAUGCUGGUGAAUUUUCAAACAUAAAACGAGAGCACAUUAGAGUGGAGAAGGGGUCUUAGGCUUUGAGCACCUGCCAUUUUGCCUUGUGUUGUUUCAUUCUUGCCAUGCUUUCCCACCUAUAUGGAAACACAGAAUGACUUCUUAGACAAGCACAUAUUGUACCUGUGUCACCACAAGCACUGGGCAUUCUUCAGUAGUUCCAGUUUUUAGUUGAUGCCUGAAUGUAGUUUUCUCUCACAAAAAUGAGUGGACUCUAGCACUGGGAUUUGGAUGUGCGUUACUGCUAUUUUGUUUUAACAAUAAAACCUUUCUUAGUUUCAA
This is a messenger RNA of Otolemur garnettii (small-eared galago), 1084 nucleotides long. It is a transcript of the gene CETN2, whose product is annotated as centrin 2. Gene Ontology annotation, biological process: centriole replication; mitotic cell cycle; nucleotide-excision repair. The coding region runs from base 64 to 582 and encodes 172 amino acids. Gene Ontology annotation, molecular function: calcium ion binding. The record is from RefSeq and is a predicted model, not a curated record. NCBI's taxonomy places the organism in Eukaryota, Metazoa, Chordata, Mammalia, Primates, Galagidae. Gene Ontology annotation, cellular component: centriole; centrosome. The transcript has 5 exons.